Molecule: messenger RNA, 2802 nt
Organism: Capra hircus (goat)
Lineage: Eukaryota; Metazoa; Chordata; Mammalia; Artiodactyla; Bovidae
Product: transmembrane emp24 domain-containing protein 11
Exons: 5
Coding region: 2075-2722 (215 amino acids)
Biological process (GO): Golgi organization; endoplasmic reticulum to Golgi vesicle-mediated transport; intracellular protein transport
Cellular component (GO): Golgi apparatus; endoplasmic reticulum-Golgi intermediate compartment; COPII-coated ER to Golgi transport vesicle
Source: RefSeq, a predicted model, not a curated record
GCCUGGUGGCUGCUACGGUCUGAAUCUGUAUGCUAGAAUCCCAACGGCCCCAGUGAUGGUAUCAGGACGGGACCCUGGGAGGUUUCAGCUGGGACCACUGCCGUCACUGGACGCCCCUCAGAGCUCCCUCGUCCCUCCUGCCGUGUGAAGACCCGGUGCGAGGGCAGCCAUCUGUGGAUGGAAGCAGGCCCUCACCAGACACCAUCAGCCUCCAGGACCGUGAGAAACCAGCGUCUGUGGUGUUCAGCUGUAACGGCCCAAACAGACUGAGACAAAGGCCCGGGAGGGGCCGGGGUGCUGCGGAGGCCGGCAGGGAGCACCCAGCAUGGUCCCUGAGCACAGGCGAGGACGGGCCCCAGGGCCGGGAGGGCCGGGGCCGGUCAUGGUGGAGAUGCUGCGGAGGACCUGUGCUCAGCAGCUGCAGCCCGCACCAGGCCCGCGUGCACCCCGCCCAGCCGCGCGCACCUCCUCCUGGAGGCCCCUGCGUGCCUGGUGCGGAGCCAGGGCCUCACCUGCACUCUGCGCUGCGGAGAGAGCCGCCCCGCCCCGCCGGACAGAAGGGGGCCUGCUGCCGGCCAGCGGCCGGCGUUCUCACGGCUCAAAGGCCCGUCAGAGAAACAACCCCAUCACAGGACCUGUCUCUUAACCCAAAAGCAACGCUGCGUUUCCUCCCGUUUCUCCUGGUUUCAAGUGCUCAUACGUACGUGAUGUGUUCUUUCGAUGAUAUACUCGCAUUUUUAACAAACAAUGCGUGUGUGCAGAAGCGGGUGAGAUCCCGCGGGUGAGCCCAUAGUCGCAGUGCAGCGCACUCUGCCAAGGCUGGAGUCCCGUCUCCUGGGGGCAGUGCCAUCCCCUGGCCGUGGAAGAGGUCACCGCUGGGGGCUCAGGGGAUGGGACUGUUUCUGCAACUUCUCGCGUCUAUAACCCCUCAAAACCAAAGACAAAGAAAGAGAACGCUGGGCAGGGUCUGGGGAAGGGCAGCAGGCGCGCCAGUCGGCUGCGAAGGUGGCCAGAAGCAGCCCCUGAGGCAGCCCCAAAAGCAAGCCGGGGAGGCGGAUGGAAGGCGAGGAGGAAGGAGGCAAGUGCCGGAGACACUCAGGAGCUGACAGCGUGGGCGGCGGAGAAAGGCCCCCAGCCCCAGGCGGAAUUCAGAAACCUGGCAAAGAGUGAGCUGUGCUUUGAGCCUCAUGACCCUUGGUUCCAUGCCUCUUUAAACAUCUGGAUUCCCUGCCAUAACAUCUGUUGCUGCCUAUAGCUACAAUGAAGUGUCGUCUUGGAACCUAGUGUAUGUUUAAGAAUGUGUUGCGCUAAGUUGCUCAGUUAUGUCCAACUCUGCGAUCCCGUCGCCUGUGGCCUGCGAGGCUCCACUGUGCGUGGGAUUCUCCAGGCAAGAGGGCUGGACCAGGCUGCAUUUCCUCCUCCAGGGGACCUUCCCAGCUCAGGGACUGAACGCACGCCUCCUGCGUCUCUUGCCUCUCGCAUUAGCAGGUGGGCUCUUUAGCACUAGGGCCACCUGGGAAUAAACUUCUGCAAAAAAAGAAAAGGGAAAACAUCGGCUGCGGAGCCGAGAUGUAGGAAGUCACACCGGGUGACUGACUGUUUUAGUGAGGAAGCGGAUCCUUGGAGGUGAGGACUGAAGCCCCAGGCGGGAAGCUCUCCCUUCAGCACCUGCGUCUUCCUCCACCCUGCGCGCUCACCAGCCUCCCUCCCCGACCUCCCGGCAAGCGGAAACGACACUGCUGCACAGCUCAGGCCGCCACUGGGCAUGCGUUGGGUGUGGCGCUCUGGGGAGUCCUCCUCGGCCUGCCCCUUGGCCUCACUGCCUUUCAUUCCCUCGGAGCACUUCAAAAUCCUUAAAACUAACAGGUGCCAAGGAAUUCUGAUGUCGAACUGAGCGCGGCCCUGGGGCUGCCUGGGACUUGCAAUCACCUGCCCAGGUGCAGCCACCACGUGCCACUUCUCACAGAAAUCAAUUUACAAAGAACAAACCAGUGAAAUACAGACACUCCGCAGGCAGCACCGCCUGCAGUCGAUCCGUUUCCAGAGCAGAACAGGGGCGGCUAAAGCAGCAGAAAUGCACAAGGCGGCGUUUCUGUUGAGCUUUUGUUUUUCGCUUUCAACUGCUUUUUACUUCCACGCGGGGGAACGAGAGGAGAAAUGCAUAAUAGAAGACAUUCCGAGCGACACCCUGAUAACAGGGAGUUUCAAGAUACAACAAUGGGACUUAGGCAGACACGACUUCCUUGAAUCUGCUCCUGGUCUGGGAAUGUUUGUGACCGUUACAACUUACAGCGAUGAGGUAUUACUGUCAAAGUUAUAUGGCCCACAAGGAACGUUCUAUUUCACUUCACAUUCACCUGGUGAACACAUCAUUUGCUUACAAUCUAAUUCUACAAGGCUUGUGUCAUUCGGAGGGAGUAAGCUGCGGAUCCACUUAGAUAUUCGAGUCGGAGAACACGACCUUGACGCAGCCAUUACUCAAGCAAAGGACAAAGUCAAUGAAGUCAGCUUCAAGCUUGAACAUCUCAUCGAGCAAAUUGAGCAAAUAGUCAAAGAACAGAACUAUCAAAGGGACCGUGAAGAAAAGUUCCGAAUGACCAGUGAAGACACAAACAGCAACGUCUUAUGGUGGGCAUUUACACAAACACUAAUCUUUAUCUCAGUUGGAAUUUUCCAAAUGAAGUCCCUUAAAAACUUCUUCAUAGCUAAGAAACUUGUAUAAAAAUAAAUUUAAAAACAAAGGCAAAUAAUUACCUUCUACCUUGCACGAUGUUUGAGUUAAUAAAAUAUAUUCAUAAGUGU